Penaeus chinensis is the source of this 4563-nucleotide messenger RNA. RefSeq names its product tyrosine-protein kinase RYK-like. Gene Ontology annotation, molecular function: ATP binding; protein kinase activity. Lineage: Eukaryota; Metazoa; Arthropoda; Malacostraca; Decapoda; Penaeidae. Gene Ontology annotation, cellular component: signaling receptor complex. The transcript is spliced from 7 exons. Bases 45 to 1664 code for a protein of 539 amino acids. The record is from RefSeq and is a predicted model, not a curated record. Gene Ontology annotation, biological process: cell surface receptor protein tyrosine kinase signaling pathway; positive regulation of kinase activity; protein phosphorylation.
CCUUCUAACCGAGUGUCCGUUCCCUUCCGCAGGUGCUGUACAACAUGGCCAUUUGGGUGAACGACACGGCGCUGCCCGGCCCGCCGCCCCUCGCCGCGCCCUCCGUCAACGUGUCCCUGACCGGAACCGUGCCCCAGGAGCCGAUCACCUUCCGGCUGGACCUCCCGUGCACCGGCAGCCGCAGCGCCGAGGUCGACGUCAUCUUCAACAUCAACGUGACGUCGCCCAGGCCGCGCCAGCCGCCCACCGUCCUCUACUUCAGGAGGAGGAAGAUUUGCCUCGAGGGACACUCGGCCGAGAUGUAUGCUCCCCACCUGGGGCCCCUGGGAGAAGGGGCGACGCUCCCCGUGGUGUAUUACGUUGUGCCAGCCCUCGGAGGCCUCACGCUCGUCGUCACCAUCAUCGUUGUCGUCGCCUUCGUCAGGAGGAGGAAGCUCAAGAGGGACCGGGAUCACAGAAUUCUUGGCAUCAACGACCUGGGCGUGAAGGCGCGCCCGAUGACCAACUCGACGCUGCUCCGGGCGGCGACGCCCAACAACAACACGUACACGCUGCCUUCCUCCGUCACCAUCAACUCGUACGCGUCUCUGAGGAAGCUCACCACGCCCAUCACGCCUCUCACGCCCCUCACCCCCGCCCACUCCCUGCCUCACGCCCCUGCCACGGUGUCCCUGACGCCGUGCAGCAGGGAGAGCGGUAGCAGGGAGGCCUGCGACGCCUCGAGGGACAGCGGAAGCAGAGACACCUGCCAGAGCUCCAGUUCCCUCAGCAGAUCGGAGGUGAUCGUCGACCCGUCGGCGGCGGAGCUGCAGGAGAGGUUCCGGCAGAUGGAGGUGGAGCGGCAGCGCGUGCGGCUGACGGCGGUGGCGCACGAGGGCUCCUUCGGGCGCGUGUUCCGCGGCUGGAUCCAGCGCGACCGGCCGGAGCAGGACCAGCAGGUGCUGAUUAAGACGGUGACGGAGGGCGCGCCGCACGACGAGGUGGUGGCGCUGUACCGCGACGGCACGCACCUGUUCAACCUGUACCACCGCAACGUGCUCACCAUGGUGGGCAUCUCCUUCGCAGACAACUCCUCGCCCUUCCUCAUCUACCCCUUCCACGGAUAUAGCAACCUCAAGCUAUACCUUCAGGAGCACCGGGGCGGCCACCUACGAGCCACGGAGCUGGUGGAGCUGGCGGUGCAAGCGGCGCACGGCCUCGCCUUCCUGCACACGGCCAACGUCCUGCACGGAGACGUCGCCGCCAGGAACUGCGUCGUGAGUGAGAAACUCCAGCUGCGCAUCACCGACGCAGCUCUCUCGCGGGAUCUCUUCCCCAGUGACUAUGAGGCGGUGGGGGCCGAGCUCGCCAGGCCCAUCAAGUGGCUGGCCUACGAAGCCAUCACCGACAGGAUCAUAUCGACGGCCAGCGACGUGUGGUCCUACGGCGUGUUGCUGUGGGAGCUGACGACGCUGGCGCAGCAGCCGUACGUGGAGGUGGCCGCCUGCGAGAUGGGGGAGUACCUGCGCGACGGCUACCGGCUGGCGCAACCGCUCAACUGCCCGGACGACCUGUACAAGGUGAUGGCCUUCUGCUGGGCCAUCCACCCGCACGACCGGCCGCACGCCAAGCUCAUCCUCGACUACCUGGCUGCCUUCCACCAGCAGCUCAACAGCUUCAUCUGAUACAGGGAGGCCGGCGGGGGAGGAGGCGGAGGAGCAGCAGCAGCAGGAACGGCGACCGGAGCGGGCGUAGGAGCAGGGGCGUUGAGCGGGAAGAAGAAGGCGGCGAAGAAGGACGGGAAGGGCGACGAGACGAAGAGGAGGUCGCGGGUGGUGACGGUGACGGCGGCGGCGGCGGCGACGGCGGCGACGGAGGCGACCGAAGGUGAAGCCAAGAGGAGUUGAAGGAAGACCAAAAGAACACACGAGGUUACGAUGCUUUAAUUUUGCCCAAGUGGAAGAAAAGGAUUUAUCAGUCGAUAAAACAUCUGAUAAUGUGAAUACAAAAUGAUGAAAAGAGGGAAUGAUGAAAGACCAUAGAAAAAGACAAAAAAAAAAAAAAGAGAGAGAAAAGAAAGUGGUCUGCAAUCUUUCCCGAACGCGCGACCAAUACGAAGCGUUUUCUCGAACCGCCCUUCUCCCUCCCCACCCCCCACCCUCUCCCUGUGACCCCUCCACAUUUCUUUUUGUGGAAAGAUCUCUGGAGAAGCCGCCACGUAGACAAGGGCGCGAAGGCCUCGGAUCCCAAAUGACGAAGGACGUGUGCGCCUCGGAUAUCUCUGAAGGAUUUCCGGCGCGGAGGAUAUUGGCGGCGAUGGCGUCGGUCGAGAUUCCUUCGGGCCUGCGAUUGCGAGAAGGGCUGGGCUCGGGGGCUCCCGGGUGUUGUAGUCAUGGGUUAAGAAGAAACACGCACACGAACACAAACACGAACACGAACACGGACACGCUUACACACACGCUCACAAACACACACACGCACACGAACACACACACGCAUACGAACACGCACACGCACACGCACAAGCAUACACAGACGAACACGCAUACACACACGAACACGCACACGCACACGCACACGAACACGCACACAAAUAUAGAAACAUACAUAUGCACACAUACACUUAAAUGCAUAACAUAACGUCACAUAACAUAAUACUUAGGGAUUCCUAUAUAUAUGCAUACCUACAUACAUACAUACAUACAUACAUACAUACAUACAUACAUACAUACAUACAUACAUACAUACAUACAUACAUACAUACAUACAUACAUACAGAAAUACAGAAAUACAGAAAUACAGAAAUACAGAAAUAUAUACAUACGUGUGUGUGUGUGUGUGUGUAUAUAUAUAUAUAUAUAUAUAUAUAUAUAUAUAUAUAAAUAAUUCUUGAUUACAACACCGGAACAAUUCAGAAUAUGCGAGUUUAAAAUGUAGUUAUGAAUAUAGCAGUAACUGCAUUGUGUUAAUAGUGUGAAGGGAGAACCAAAUCAAAAUAUUAAAUUGGUCGCGCGAGGGGGGGGGGGGGGGGGAGGGGGCGGGGACAGAGUGGAACACACUUAACUUACGUUAAAACAUCAGCCAUGAUUGCCUGCGGUGGAUUUGCAACUGCGGAAAUGUUGCAGUAUGUUGCAUUUUUGUCCGCAGUGUGAAAAAUCUGUUGCUCAAAGGGAAAAAAUAUAUAUAUAUAAUAAAAUUUCUGGAACGAAGGGCGAGGAAUACGACGAUAAAAUAAACAUGAAUGAAAAAAAAAUGGAAUACAGUUAAAACCACGUGUGUUCAAUAGUCAUAAUAUUUGUAUCUUUGUACAGGAUUCCCGACUGUUCAGAUGGAGCACACUUUUUUUUUUUUUUUCAUUGAAUUUAUCGAACUGUUCACUAGUCACUUUAGCUUUUAUACGUUGUAAAUCUCUGGUCAAAUUUGUACUGUAUACAAACCUCCCUUGCUAGUGUACGGUGAUGUAUAGUGUCUAAGGAAGCUUAUUCAAGAUAAAAGAUAAAAAAACAUUUAUGAUGGAUAGUUAGUGGAUAGGAAAUUUUGUCCCUCCUUUUCGAUAAUUUCUUUUAUUUUUUAAAGUUUGAUAUUUAGUGAAUAUUUUUUUUUUUCGUUGAUUAAGAAAGGUAAUUAAAUUAAGUUAUCUAGGCUUUUAAUUCAGUAAUAAAUAUUUAUUAUUUUUGUGAGAUACACAUUUCCCUCCCACAUUUAGGCCUAUAUUAGGCUCCAAUGAUAGAUUUAAUUUGAAUAUUAAUGAACUCCCUUCAAUGCAUUUCAUUUUUCAUUAGAGAUUUGCAGAGUGAAUGUUUCCCGCUUUUUUAGACUUUAGGAGAGGAAGUGGUAUAAAUAAAUAAAUAAACAAAUAAAUCUCUAACGAGUCUAGAGAAAGAGCGUCCAUUUUUUCAAAAAAAAAAAAAAAAAAAAAAAAAAAUCCCCGGUUUUUUUCUACCAGCAAAGCCAUUGAGACUAAGAAGGUAUGUUGUUAAUGCGUGAAUGUUCGAACAUUUUUAUCCUUUUUCCCCCCAAACGCCUUCCUCUUUUUCUCGUUCGAUCCUCAUAAGUGAUAUAUACUUACAUACUUAUAUACUUAUAUAAGAAGCCACCCGAGUUGAUUCUGUCCAUUAGAAUUCGUGUCAUUGUGGUUGUCAAUGUAUAAAUCUUUUUAUCAUAUUUCCUUCUCUCUCCUACGUAGUUCUAAGUCAAGUUCUGAAGUUGUGAUGUAACUUUCCUCUUGUUUUUUUGUUUUUUUUUUAUUUUGAUUUGAACUGGAUUUAGUGAACAGAGGAACUGAAAAGAUAUUAGCGAGUUCUGUCCUCGGUAGAUUCAUAAAUUGUUUGUGAUUUAUACGAGGAAGAUUUUCGUCGUCUUGUGAAUUUUCUCUCCUGUCUUUUUCUUGUGCUUGUAAAUCACUUUAAAAACACUGUUACCUCUUUUACUAUAAUUGUGUCAACUGUUUGAAAGUCGAGUGAGAGAAACAAAAAAAAAAAAAACAUUAUCCUGUACAUAUACUUGUGAUAUUGUAAACUGAUUGUACAUAAUUAUAUUUGUAUAGUUUAUGUGAGCGGUGAAUAAAACAGUAAUAUACGCUAA